AAGAGAGAAAUGAUCUGCCCAACCUUAGGCAGUCAAAUAAAUCUGUCUCCACAUAUAAUGUAGGAGUUGACUGACGUCUAAGAUCUUCGACCAUCUCCAUUGUUUGCGCUCCCCUUGUCAUCAAUUCAUUGUCAUGUCAUCGCAAAAUUGCGACGAUAGCACUGCGGGGGUCUGUCACGGUGGACGACCUGACCUAACGCUAGGACUAGAAGAUUAUGUCCUCAUCCUGAUACCAGCAGCAUGUUUGCUAUUCAUGGCGCCUGUGAGGUUGAGGAAAAUAUGGGGUCGAAGUCGAAAAGUUGUUACGCCAACUGCGCUAUGGUGGGCAAAGACGAUAACCUCGGGCUCAUUUGUCAGUCUAAGUUUAGCGGUACUCAUCCGAGGUUGCAUCAGACCACAUGCGCCAUCAGCAGAAAUACCAGCAGAAGUCUUCUCACUCUUAGCCUCGCUUGUAGCUGCUAUCCUGUCACAAUGGGAACAUCUACGAUCAAUCAGACCUAGCGCUCUGCUACAGCUAUAUCUCAUGGUUGCCUUGGUGGUACAGGCUGUACAUCUCCGCUCACUAUGGCUUCGCAACAACGACACUAUCAUGAGAGGUCUGGGACUUGGUCAGAUUGUAGCUUGUGCACUUUUUCUUGCUGUGGAAAGUGUAAGCAAAGAGUCGAUACUGUUACAACGCCAAAAGCGUAGUCCUCAAGAUACCAACGACAUGUUCAGUCAGCGCUUGUUUUGGUGGCUCAACAGCAUGUUCAGACGUGGGUAUACAUCGGUACUUGCACCUACGGAUCUCGAUAAGAUGGACGAGGAUCUGUCGUCCACCGACCCUCAACGCAGAUUCAGACUCGAAUGGCGUAAGCACUCAACGAAGAAUCCCAAGGUCAGCCUACUUCGAAUUAUCCUGGGCGCGAUCGGUUACGAUAUGCUAUUCCCAAUCAUCCCUCGUCUGCUUCUGCUCGCCGUUCAAUUCUCGCAACCAUACUUGAUCCUGCGAUUCAUCAGCUACAUCGACAAUCCCAAUGAGGGCGGUACUGAGGAGGGCAUCCUACUUGUCAUCGCCACUGCUCUGGUGUAUGUCGCUAUCGCAACUUUCCAGAGCUGGUAUUGGCAGGCAGUGGUCCGCUUCCAAACCAAGCUCAGAGGUUGUUUGAUCAGUCAGAUUCAUGACAAGGCAUUACGCUCUAGAGUCGAUGCAAACUCCAAUCCACUAAUGCUCAUGAACGUUGACGUCGAGAAGACACUCAUCGGUAUCAGACCAGUACACGAGUUUUGGGCAUGCGGAGUUUCAAUAGUGAUCGCCCUGGGACUUCUCUACAAUCAAGUGGGAUUGCCCUUUCUGGCUCCACUGGUUCUUCUUGUAGUCUUCAUUACGAUUGCUUCGACCAAUGGCAAGAAGAUUGCACCAAAGGCAAAAAUAUGGCUCGCCACAACGCAGGAUCGUGUCUCGUACAUCACUGGUGUCAUCAGCUCCAUGAAGAACAUCAAACUGCUUGGCAUAGGACCGUCUGUCCUCGCCAAAGGCAAUACACUACGUGAGAAAGAAGUUAACGCGCAAAGAGCCAUCCGCAUGUCAUCGAUGAUCAACUUGAUCAUUUCUCUAACCAAUUUUCAAGGAGCUACACUCGUCAUGUACGGAGCUUAUGCGAUAAAAACCCAUCUUACUGGAGAACCCUUGACCAACUCGACUCUAUUCACAUCUCUGGCAGUGCUCAAGUUAUUCACUAAUCCACUGCUCAUGACCAUACAAUACCUGCCAUCUUUGCUCCAAGUAUUUGCUGCUCUUGCCAGAAUCCAGGAAUAUCUUGUCACCAGCGACCACACGGAUCAACGCACCAUAAAUUCGGAGGCUAUGGCGCAUGGUCGCAACUCGAAGACGGGCAUUUCCGUAUCCGAGGCUCAAGAUGUCGCCCAGGUCCGUGGACUGACCUGUGGUUACUCCGUGAAUAGUCCAAUCUUGAGGGACAUAAAUCUUGACUUGCAACGUGGAAAGCUCAAUAUGGUUGUCGGAAGUGUUGGAUCGGGCAAGUCAACUUUGCUCAAAGCUCUCAUAGGUGAAGUGGCUAUAGCGAGUGGUUCGGUCACCGUUGCAGACGACGAGAUCGCCUACUGCAGUCAAAACCCCUGGCUCUGGAAUGGAAGUAUCCGAGAGAAUAUCGUGGGAGCCGAUACUGCUGACGAUGCUUGGUUGACGAAGGUGUCAUGGGCGUGUGGAUUAGAUCAAGACUUCCGAGAGCUUCCCGGCGGUAUCGACACUCGUGUGGGUAAUGAUGGUACCUCCCUGAGUGGUGGACAAAAGAAUCGAAUCAGUCUGGCCAGAGCGAUCUACUCUCGACGAUCUUUGAUUGUACUUGACGACGUACUCUCCGGUCUGGACACGCGUACGGAGCGUCUUGUCUUCAAUCGAGUGCUUGGUCCCCAGGGGGUUUUACGGAAAAUCGGAAGUGCAGUAGUGUUUGCUACUCACGCAAUCGGUUGGCUUCAAUAUGCCGAUACGGUCCUUGUGGUCGACAACGGCAGAUUGACUUUCCAAGGCAAACCUGAAGACGCACCCGCGUCUUUUAUUCGCAGACAUGCUGAAGCACCGCAACAUGAAGCAGACGGAGAAGACUACGACAACGCGAGCCCUGUCGAUAUCUCGGUGAAGACCUCUCGUGCUCCAAGCGUCUCUUCUUCCACAGCCAAGAAUCACUCCAAUUGGCAAUUGUACAAGUCUUACUUCAAAUCCUUCGGCACCUUUGGCUUUGUAUCCUUCACGUUCCUGAUCAUAGGAUUCUCGGUAUUACAGUGUAUACAACAACUUGUACUGAAAUGGUGGGCUGAUACCGAAGCAACGAGCCCAUCUGAGCUCGGCAAGUGGGUCGGCAUCUUGGGAGCUAUCACGAUAACCUUUGUGCUUGUGGUAUUCCUCACGCUCUAUGCCGGUUUCAUUUGGAUCUUUCCGCGAUCCAGCCUGUAUCUGCACAUCAAACAAUUUACCGCUCUGGUCAAAGUCAGAUAUUCAGCUUGGGGUGGCAAAGAGACUGGAAGCAUUGCCAACAGAUUCUCUCAAGACAUUUCGAUCAUCGAUGGACAACUCGCAAAUUCAUUGCUCAAUGUCAUGGCAGGUGUUUUUGAUGUCAUUGCGAUGACUGCUAUCAUCAUUGUGGCUACACCCUUCAUCGCUGCGACUUUGCCUGUUCUUGGUCUUGUCUUUUGGACGAUUCAAAAGAUCUAUCUACGUACUGGUAAGCAGUUGCGAAUCAUGGAUCUGGAAGCCAAGGCUCCCCUUUGCACACAUUUCUUGGAGACGGUCACUGGUGUCUCGACUAUCAAGACUUUCGGUUGGGCCAAAGCAUACAGAGAAAGAAACGCAACACUUUUGGAACAAAGUCAAACGCCGUAUUAUCUUCUCGAAUCUGUGCAAAACUGGUUGUCCCUAGUACUGAACCUGGUUGUUGCCGGUCUUGCCACAGUGACCAUGGCUAUAGUCGUGAAGCUAAGAUCGAGUAGAGAUGCUGGAUACGUUGCUCUUGCACUGAUCAACAUCAUGGACAUCGGUCCCAUUCUGGAGAUGUUAGUGGUGGCCUGGACACAGCUCGAGACAUCUAUGGGUGCCAUUGCCCGCAUGAAGGAGUUUAUCGAUGACAUACCCGAAGAAGAGCAAGGCCAGAUCAAUCCUCCCAGUGACUGGAUGACCGAAGGUAGCAUCAGCAUCAGCAAUCUGGAAGCUUCGUACUCGGACACCGCACCAUCAACAAUAAGAGACAUCAACCUCGAAAUCAAACCCGGCCAAAAAAUCGCCAUCUGCGGCCGCACAGGCAGCGGGAAAUCCUCCCUCGCCUCCGCCAUCUUCGGCCUCUUGCACAUCAGCAGCGGCUCCCUAAAAAUCGACAACAUCGACAUCACACAAGUGUCCCAAGAACUCUUGCGUUCCAAAAUGAUCGCUUUACCCCAAGACCCUUACUUUACAAGCGGCACCGUACGAGAAAACCUCUCUCUCCGGCCCACAGACACAAAACGCAGCGAUGCAGAAAUGCUAGCCUCACUCUCCCGCGUCGGCCUCCUCGCCAAAUUCGAAACUUUGGCAGCCGCGCAAAGCUCAACUUGUGCAGCAAAACCAACCCCCCUCGAUAUAACGCUAAACCCCUCCGACAUGCUCACAAAAGGCCAAACACAACUCUUCGCCAUGGCACGUGCAAUCCUCUCCUCUGGCUCCAUCGUGCUAGUAGACGAAGCAACCUCUGGUCUCGACCAUGAAACCGAAGCCACUGUCCAAAGCCUUCUGAGACGAGAGUUUUCGGGAAAAACCAUAAUUGCUAUUGCGCAUCAUUUACAAACUAUUGUGGAUUUUGAUGUCGUGAUUGUUUUGGAUAACGGGAGGGUUGCUGAGAUGGGGAGGCCGGGGGAGUUGAUGGGGAUGGAGGAAAGUUUGUUUGGGGAGUUGCUUAGGGCUGCUAGUUGAAAGUGUUCUUUUUUUUUGGUGGCUUAUAGGAGCUGUACUCUCAAAUUGAGUGUUUUGUUGGGGAACUUUUCUGGAAUAUAGAUGCAAGGUGAUGAUAUUACUAUGCUACUUUGUUACAAUUUGCCGC
Molecule: messenger RNA, 4565 nt
Organism: Aureobasidium subglaciale EXF-2481
Lineage: Eukaryota; Fungi; Ascomycota; Dothideomycetes; Dothideales; Saccotheciaceae
Exons: 4
Coding region: 134-4438 (1434 amino acids)
Biological process (GO): transmembrane transport
Cellular component (GO): membrane
Molecular function (GO): ABC-type transporter activity; ATP binding; ATP hydrolysis activity
Source: RefSeq, a predicted model, not a curated record